This is a messenger RNA of Carassius auratus (goldfish), 1512 nucleotides long. RefSeq names its product zinc finger protein 501-like. Bases 1 to 1425 code for a protein of 474 amino acids. Gene Ontology annotation, biological process: regulation of transcription by RNA polymerase II. Gene Ontology annotation, molecular function: DNA-binding transcription factor activity; RNA polymerase II cis-regulatory region sequence-specific DNA binding. The record is from RefSeq and is a predicted model, not a curated record. The transcript is spliced from 2 exons. NCBI's taxonomy places the organism in Eukaryota, Metazoa, Chordata, Actinopteri, Cypriniformes, Cyprinidae.
AUGUGUUCUGGGGUCUUCAGGAGCCGUAGACAAGACUGUUCAGCUUUUAAUAAUAUACCAAAAAUAUAUAAUUUUUACUUUUUUAUUUUAGAGUUCAUUGAAGAAAAAGAGGAAAAUGAAGAAUCGAGUGAAGUUAAGGAGAAAAAUAAUGUCAAAACUGGUGGGAAAACUUUGACUUGCUCUCAAACCAAACAGAAAGAUUUAAAGAAAAAAAGAGUUAAGGUAUCUUUCACCUGCACUCAGUGUGGAAAGAGUUUCACAUGUAAAUCAAAUCUUAAGCAUCACAUGAGAGUUCAUACUGGAGAGAAACCAUUCACUUGCAAUCAGUGCGGGAAGAUUUUCACACAAUCAUCAAACCUUAAGGAUCACAUGAACAUCCACACUGGAGAGAAACCUUACAAGUGUUCACACUGUGACAAGAGAUUCAGUGAUUUAUCAUCUCUGAAAACACAUGAGAGAUUUCACACUGGAGAGAAACCUUAUAAGUGUUCACACUGUGACAAGAGAUUCAGCCAAUCAUCAAGUCUGAAAAAACAUGAGAGGAUCCACACUGGAGAGAAACCUUAUAAGUGUUCACACUGUGAAAAGAGAUUCUGUGUGUCAACAGAGCUGAAAACACAUGAGAGGAUUCACACUGGAGAGAAACCUUACAAGUGUUCACACUGUGACAAGAGAUUCAGCCAAUCAUCAAGUCUGAAAAAACAUGAGAGGAUCCACACUGGAGAGAAACCUUACAAGUGUUCACACUGUGACAAGAGAUUCAAUCAAUCAUCAAAUCUGAAAACACAUGAGAGGAUUCACAAUGGAGAGAAACCUUACAAGUGUUCAAACUGUGACAAGAGAUUCAGUCGGUCAGGAUGUCUGAAAAAACAUGAGAGCACUCACACAGGAGAGAAACCUUAUAAGUGUUCACACUGUGACAAGAGAUUCAGUGUGUCAUCAAAUCUGAAAAAACAUGAGAGGAUCCACACUGGAGAGAAACCUUACAAGUGUUCACACUGUGACAAGAGAUUCAGUGAUUCAUCAAGUCUGAAAAAACAUGAGAGGAUCCACACUGGAGAGAAACCUUACAAGUGUUCACACUGUGACCAGAGAUUCGGUGAUUCAUCAAGUCUGAAAAAACAUGAGAGGAUCCACACUGGAGAGAAACCUUACAAGUGUUCACACUGUGACCAGAGAUUCGGUGAUUCAUCAAGUCUGAAAAGACAUGAGAGGAUUCACACAGGAAAGAAACCUUACAAGUGUUUAAUCUGUGACAGGAAAUUCAGUGAUUCAUCGAGUCUGAAAACACAUGAGAGGAUUCACACUGGAGAGAAAGCACAUCACCGCAAUGUACGUGGGAAGCGUUCCAUUAAGUCAUCUGUUAUACACAGUCAUACAAAAACCAACCACAGUAAGGCCCUGUACACGUGGGGACGCAUUUAGCUGUAUAUGUAAAUAUUUUGUAUGGUAUAUGCGUUUCGUCCAGACUGAUCCAGCAUUCGGGGGAAUGAAAACCCUAUAAAAAAAAAU